AUGAAAUCUGCCACUCCCUUGACGAAGAAGAAAGAAAGCCUAAUCCAGGAUAUUAAGCCCUCGGAACCUGGACAUACAUCGACAAUGAAGAUGGAUGGCUGUUCAGAACCAUCGAGCAACAACCCCGUCUGUAAUAGGACUGCGGAGUUUUUAUUCAGGAAGCACGGACAGCAAUGGGAACAAAGAUUUAAGGAAUUCGCCCCUAAAAGACCCACCAUUACAGAAGAGGAAGUCACCUGGGUAUACUCCGGAAGCAAAGCGAAGAAGUUAAAAAGUAUGCCCAAAGGUACCAGUUCGAUCAAGAAUACUGAAACCGCCGAAAACAAAGGGCCAAGCAA
Molecule: messenger RNA, 338 nt
Organism: Paraglomus occultum
Lineage: Eukaryota; Fungi; Glomeromycota; Glomeromycetes; Paraglomerales; Paraglomeraceae
Source: the annotation of a GenBank genome assembly